Hevea brasiliensis (rubber tree) is the source of this 2863-nucleotide messenger RNA. Its product is annotated as ankyrin repeat protein SKIP35. Lineage: Eukaryota; Viridiplantae; Streptophyta; Magnoliopsida; Malpighiales; Euphorbiaceae. The transcript has 4 exons. The record is from RefSeq and is a predicted model, not a curated record. Bases 706 to 2577 code for a protein of 623 amino acids.
UUUUGUUGUUUUUUUAAUUAAUUUAUUAUUGGUAUCAAAAAGAAAAUAAUAAUAAUAAUAAAUUCUCACAAAUACUGAAUACCAGGGGCAGUGGCUUUUUCUCUUCCCUUGUCUCUCUCUCCAUCUCUCAAUUUACAGUUCAGGGUUUGGUUCUGGAUCGUUGAUUCGAUUGAUGAAGAGGGGGUUUCUGCCUUCUAGGGUUCCCUACUAAUGGAACUGUGUACCCAUUUCCUGGUAAUCAGUGGGGGUUUGCUUCGUUUGAUCGUUUUUGUGACUGUUGAGGGUGGAUUCAGAUCAUUCGAGCAGUGCCACGUAUAAAUUUGGCUUGAAAAAUUUAGUUGUCCUUUUUGGGUUUUGAUUUGGGGUUUAAUCUUGGAAAUUUUAUUUUAUCUUUUUUUUUUUCAUGAACAAUUGGGGUUUCCACUUCUGUUCUUGAUUGAAUGGAAUAAUAUGGAGCUUUGAAUUGUCUGAAAUAGGGGGAGAAAAUUGGAAUUUGAGUUUUGAGGCAACAGCCAUUUCUUUCGAUGGAAUUGGGAUUAAGAAGCAAGGAGGACAGUUUCUCUACUUUUUUCCAAUAGAAGGCUCUUCAGUGUAGUAGUUUUUGCAAGGAUUUUGCCUUGUAUUGAUAGUGAAAAUUAAGCGUUUGCUUGGUCAAGGUCAACUUUUUUUUUCUUUUGUGCUGGUGUGCUUGUAUAGUUAGUAAAUAUGGAAAAGGAGAUAGUACAUGUGGAAGGGACCAAUAAGUGUGUGGGUGAUGACGUUAACCCUGAAGACUCCUUUUGUCCUGAAAUGGAAAUUGAAGAGAAUGGGAGUCCUAAGAAUGAAAUUCAACGGUUGACUUCAGAAAAAGGUGAGGGAAGUAAUGUGGUUUUCUCAAGAGAAGGACCCCUUGUAAGUAAAGAGUCAAGAAGGAGUGGUGUCUAUCGUUGUGGUGCAAAGAAACUCAAGUCACAAGCAGUUGUAAUUGAGUCUGAGGUUGGCAAGAAAGGGAAUGUUGGCCAUGACAGGAAACUCACUAAACAAGACAGGAUGGAGUUAGGCCGGCUGUUUCAGGGUGCAGUUAGUUCACAUGAUUGGGAGCUUGCUGAGAGUUUGAUUCCGUUGGCAGAUACACAGGCCCUUAAUGAUGCUAUGUGCAUCACUUUGGACUCCAUCUGGUUUUUGAGCACGCAACAGGAGCUUCAUGGGAUAACUGGAUUGAUCAAGAAGAUCAUUGCCAAUGGUGCUUAUGACUUCACUAGAGCUGCUCUUAGGACUUCAUUUUUAGCAUCGUGUGUUUCUGCAUGCCAGAGCCGAACAAUGAGUCUUGCAGAUACCGUGACUGUGAUGGCUCAAAGGCUGCAUGAGCGUCUCCAGGAAUGCAAUGGGGAUGAGGUCUUGAAGGCAGAAGCUGGUGCCAAGGUUCAAAAGUUCACUGAAUGGGCUUUGAAAUGUAUCGGCUUCCAUUCUCGUUGUCAGGGGAAUAGGGAUAGAGUGAGUCAUAACUCAGCCAUUGAGAUUCAACUCCAAUUAUCUGCAUUCAAAACGUUUUUAGACCUUGCUGGCAAUCAACUCACAGGGAAGGAUUUCACAGAGGCCUUUGAUGCAGCUUGUUUUCCUCUUACUUUAUUCUCUAGUUCCUUUGAUCCUGGCUGGGCAUCUGGGAUAUCAGCCACUGCAGUCCAAGGAUUGUUGGGUAUGCUAGUUGAAGGUGGGGCGGACAAUGUUAACCAGUGUUUUCUUGAAGCCUCUCGUUUUGGAAGUACAGAACUUGUGCGCAUCUUAUUGCAGAUUGCCCAAAGGAACAGCUUGGAUGUUGAUGUUGAUCUGGCCCUUGGUUUUGCUUCUCAUUACUGCAAAAUUGGCACAAUGGAAUGUCUAGUGGAAGAGGGGAAUGCUAUAGCUUUUUUAGGCCCUUUUAUGAGAGCAGCAGAAAGGGGCUGUAUGCAGGUUGUCCAGUGGUUUGUGAACAGGGGUUGUCGUGACAUGGAACUCUGCCUUGCCCUUACAGCUGCCACUUCCAGUAGCCAAGUUGAUGUUGCUGCGUAUCUUCUGCCUCAUGUACCUCAGAAUGUUCUUGCAGCUCUCAGCAUUGAAAUUCUCAAGGCUGCUGGCGAGCGAAGUGGUGGGUCACUUGAUGGAGUGGCGUUUCUUCUUCGUUCUGAUUUUUUAGGUGAUCCUGUUGCUACUUAUGCUGUUGCAGACAGCAUUGCUAGGUCUGAUGAUGAGGCUGUUGCCCCUGAGCUGAGGGCUUUUCUUCAGGAGCAUUGGUCAGAGGCAGCUUUCUUGGAUGGAUCAAGGCAAGGUCAAGAACAUUAUAUGAAUCUAGUGAGGAUUUUGAAUUGGGGUGGAUCUCCCAUGUGCAUAAGGGAUCUGCCAGGCCCCCUCAGGGUGGCAAUUGCUUACUUGCCUUUGUAUCGGGAGUGUGUUGCAGCAGGUGGUCGGUUGUUUUCACAAAGGCUAAGAGGGCAGCUUGUUGAAGCCGUGAGAAGGCUAGGGGGUGGGUCCUUGGAAGGGGUGAGUCAAGGCAGAGAGCUCUUGUCUAUUUUGGAGCAUCACCUUCCUCCAUUUUUGGUUCACACCGACAGUGUUGGGUAGAAUGUUUCACGCUGCAGAUUUACAGUUUUACCCUUUGCACCUCAUAUGUGCUGUAGAAAAUAAAAUAUUUCAGCAGUGGUUAAGGUGAAAAGCUAAAGGUUUGCCAAUUUUCCUUCCAUAAUGUGGUUGGCUAAACUCCUAACAUAUCUCUGCAUUCUCUAUAGCAUAUAUAAUCUGUGUUAAUGUAUGCGCAUGUUGACCUGUAAUAUAUAAGACGCAGAGCAAGUAUUGUUACAAAGGGUUGUAUAGUGCGAAUGUAUAUUAGCCGAGUAUAAUCUUUUUGUUA